AUGAUUUCUGAUGAGUACUUAGUGGAGUGCAGAAUAGAUGAUGAUGAUGAUAGUUGUGAUGCUGAUGAGGAGGACGAUAUGAAGAUCCAAACCACUCCAACUGUGCCACCACAGUUCUGCUCCAACUCCCAAGUGUGCAUAAACCAAGGUCAGACACGAGACCCCUAUGGCAUCAAUGACCACUUAAAGGUAGACUUUAGUGAUGUUUUGGCUGAGCCAGUGUCCACACACAGUUAUGAUCGAGUUUGGGUGUACAGCAGCAUUGGGUUUGAGUCAGCACGAAUCUGGAGUUAUCGCUGCCUCACUGCACUGUGUGCCAUUCCUGUCUCCUGCAUCUCUGGGUGUCUCUUUGCAUUGCUGGCCUGCUUGCAUUCAUGGUGUGUGAUGCCCUGUGUACAGAUGUGCCACACAUGUUUGCCUUGUGUUAGGUCGCUGUGGAUGAGCCUGGUUAAUAUCUUCAUAGUGCCAGUCUGCGUGUCUGUCGCUCACUGCUGUAGUGGAAUUUAUAUAUUAUACUCAAAAGAAACACUGUGA
Trichomycterus rosablanca is the source of this 534-nucleotide messenger RNA. RefSeq names its product caveolin 4b (gene cav4b). The transcript has 3 exons. Lineage: Eukaryota; Metazoa; Chordata; Actinopteri; Siluriformes; Trichomycteridae. The record is from RefSeq and is a predicted model, not a curated record. Gene Ontology annotation, cellular component: focal adhesion; sarcolemma; caveola. Gene Ontology annotation, biological process: cell differentiation; regulation of cytosolic calcium ion concentration; caveola assembly. Bases 1 to 534 code for a protein of 177 amino acids. Gene Ontology annotation, molecular function: molecular adaptor activity.